AUGUGGGCGCCGCGGCUGCGCGCGCUGCAGCUGCUGCUGCUGCUGCUGGGCGCGUGGUGGGCGCGCGCGGGCGCGCCGCGCUGCACCUACACCUUCGUGCUGCCGCAGCAGAAGUUCACGGGGGCGGAGCCCGCCGCCGCGCUGGCGCUGCUCGGGGAGCGCGUGCUCAACGCGUCGGCCGAGGCGCAGCGCGCCGCCGCCCGCUUCCACCAGCUGGACGUCAAGUUCCGCGAGCUGGCGCAGCUGGUGAGCCAGCAGAGCGGCCUGAUCGCCCGCCUGGAGCGCCUGUGCCCGGGGGGCGCGGGCGGACAGCAGCAGGUCCUGCCACCGCCCCUGGUGCCUGUGGUUCCAGUCAGUCUGGUGGGUGGCACCGAUGACAACAGCAGGAGGCUACAGCGAGCCCCAGAGCCCCAAAGAGAACAGACCCUGAGACAGCAGGGGCCCUUGGCCUCUCCCAUGCCCGCAGGGUACCCUGCUGUCCCCACCAAGCCAGCGGGCCCGUGGCAGGAUUGUGCGGAGGCCCACAGGGCAGGCCAUGAGCGGAACGGAGUGUAUGAGCUGCGACUAGGCCGGCAUGUGGUGUCGGCAUGGUGUGAGCAACAGCUGGAGGGUGGAGGCUGGACUGUGAUCCAGAGGCGACAAGAUGGUUCUGUCAACUUCUUCACUACCUGGCAGCACUACAAGGUGGGCUUUGGACAGCCUGAUGGGGAAUACUGGCUGGGUCUCGAACCUGUGCAUCAGCUGACCAGCCGUGGGGACCACGAGCUACUGGUGCUCCUGGAGGACUGGGGGGGCCGUGGGGCCCGCGCCCACUAUGAUGGUUUCUCCCUGGAGCCUGAGAGCGACCACUACCGUCUCCGGCUUGGCCAGUACCACGGAGAUGCUGGAGACUCUCUUUCCUGGCACAAUGACAAGCCUUUCAGCACCGUGGAUAGGGACCGAGACUCCUAUUCUGGUAACUGCGCCCUGUACCAGCGGGGAGGCUGGUGGUACCAUGCCUGUGCCCACUCCAACCUCAACGGUGUCUGGCACCGAGGUGGCCACUAUCGCAGCCGCUACCAGGACGGUGUCUACUGGGCCGAGUUUCGUGGUGGGGCUUACUCUCUCAAGAAGGCUGCCAUGCUGAUCCGGCCCCUGAGGCUGUGACCAUCGGUCCGUCUGUCCCCCAGGGACAUAUGUCAG
This is a messenger RNA of Ceratotherium simum simum (southern white rhinoceros), 1182 nucleotides long. The record is from RefSeq and is a predicted model, not a curated record. Lineage: Eukaryota; Metazoa; Chordata; Mammalia; Perissodactyla; Rhinocerotidae.